UUCUCACACAUCAAUCAAACCCAACCAAAAAAAAAAAAAUUUAAACUUUACAGACAGAGAAUUUUUUUUUCUCUAGAGCAGAAUCUGAGCGGUUCUUGGAAACCUUCUUACUAAGUUUAGCCCAAUCCUGUUCUCUUCUCCAUCGCAGAUUAUCCAGAUUCACAGAUCUACCGAUUUCAUUGUGUUCCUUCUCUGUCUCGAUUCCUGUUUUGUAGAUUGCUGUUGUUGUCGUUUUCGUUGUUCUGGGUUUGCUUUCCUUGGAUGUCGCGAGCGCAGAACAAGGAGUUUCAGGAAUGGUGGAACAAGCAGCGAGAGAGGAACCGCGACAUUUUCUCCGGCGACGUCUACUCCGCCGCCGGAGAAGACGACGCCUUAAUCACCGUUGAAAUCCGUACACCCGCCGUCGACCCGGAUAAGGAUCGGAUCCGGGCUCGGACAGCCCGACAGCUCUCGUGGCUCUACCUCCUCAAGUUCCAGCAACUCGCCGCCUCUGUCGCCUGGAUCGCUUCCUCCUUUGUCUACCUUGUUCGAACCGCGAACCGCCGCAUUGCCACCGAUUCUCCGCCGUCUCUCUCUCCAUCGCCGUCGUCCACGUCGGCGAGGCUGUACCGAGCGAUAAAGGGCUUCCUCGCCGUCGUGAUCCUCCUCCUAUGCCUCGAGCUCGCCGCGUAUUUCAAGGGAUGGCACUUCACUCCGCCGUCGGUGGCGUCGGCGGAAGCAGCGGGGGAGGUGGUCUACGCGCGGUGGCUGGAGAUCAGGGCGACGUACCUGGCGCCGCCGCUGCAGAGCUUGACCAAUGUAUGUAUAGUACUGUUCUUGAUUCAGUCGGUGGACCGUUUGGUGCUGGUGUUGGGGUGCUUCUGGAUAAAGCUCCGGCAGAUAAAGCCGGUGGCAGCUAUGGAAUAUCCGGCAACGGCGGUGGAUGAGGGAGACAGAGUGGAGGAUUAUCCGAUGGUUCUCGUGCAGAUUCCAAUGUGCAAUGAGAGGGAGGUUUACCAACAAUCCAUAGCUGCUGUCUGUAUCCUGGACUGGCCAAAGGAAAGAAUGCUUGUGCAGAUUCUUGAUGAUUCGGAUGAAUUAGAUGUUCAGCUUCUUAUAAAGGCAGAGGUACAGAAAUGGCAACAAAGGGGAGUCCGGAUUCUGUACAGACACCGUCUUAUAAGAACAGGGUACAAGGCUGGAAACCUCAAAGCUGCGAUGAACUGCGAGUACGUGAAAGACUAUGAGUUUGUCGCCAUCUUUGACGCGGAUUUUCAGCCACCACCCGAUUUCUUGAAGAAAACCGUGCCUCAUUUCAAGGGAAAUGAAGAUGUAGCCUUGGUCCAAACUCGGUGGUCCUUUGUGAACAAAGAUGAGAACUUGCUUACGAGACUACAGAACAUAAACUUGUCUUUCCACUUUGAAGUGGAACAGCAGGUGAAUGGUGUCUUUAUCAACUUCUUCGGUUUUAAUGGAACUGCGGGUGUGUGGAGGAUUAAAGCCUUAGAGGACUGUGGAGGAUGGUUAGAACGAACAACUGUAGAAGACAUGGAUAUCGCUGUCCGUGCUCAUCUUUGUGGAUGGAAGUUCAUUUAUCUGAAUGAUGUUAAGUGUUUGUGUGAACUCCCGGAGUCGUAUGAAGCGUACAAGAAGCAGCAAUAUCGCUGGCAUUCAGGGCCAAUGCAGCUGUUUCGACUAUGCUUCUUCGACAUUCUUCGUUCAAAGGUGAGUGCAGCCAAGAAAGCGAAUAUGAUAUUUCUCUUCUUCUUGCUGAGGAAGCUCGUCCUUCCGUUCUAUUCCUUCACUCUCUUUUGCGUAAUUCUACCACUAACCAUGUUCUUCCCGGAGGCCGACUUACCGGCUUGGGUGGUGUGCUAUAUUCCCGGGAUCAUGUCCAUCUUAAACAUCAUCCCGGCUCCGCGAUCAUUCCCAUUCAUCGUUCCGUAUCUCCUGUUCGAGAACACCAUGUCUGUGACAAAAUUCAGCGCGAUGAUAUCUGGGUUGUUCAAGUUCACGAGUUCAUACGAGUGGAUAGUCACCAAAAAGCUGGGGAGAUCCUCGGAGGCCGACCUGGUUGCGUAUGCAGAGUCGAAGCCUCUGGUAGAGAACCAGGGUCUUCAAAGGUCUUCGUCGGAUUCAGGCCUGACCAAACUAGGGACGGUGAAGAAAGCCGGGAAAGCCAAAAGAAACCGGCUGUACAGAACAGAGCUCGCCCUGGCAAUGAUCUUGUUGGCAGCUUCAGCGAGGAGCCUGUUGUCUGCGCAAGGGAUUCACUUCUACUUCCUCUUGUUCCAAGGAAUCACUUUCAUGGUAGUUGGGCUCGAUUUGAUUGGGGAGCAGGUCAGUUAGGGAACCGCCCUCGCUCGCCUACCCUGUCUGAAGAACAGAACUCGAGAUCAAGCCGCUGUUAUCCGAGGUGCCUGUCUCUUUCUUGAUUGGUUGAUGAUGCUCCGAUGAAUUACACAUACAUUAAGAUGUAGAUUUUACGGAUUUCUUCUUGCGGGAUAGGAAUAAAGACAGUAGGGUUUGAUCCGACACCUCGGGAAUUCGGUUAGCGGAGUCUUCAAAAGACUGAGGACGAUGAUCAGUAGGGAACUGAGGAUGUGUGAUGUGAUCUCCCUCCUUAAAUAUUCAUAGAGAGAGAGAGAGAGAGAGGGAGCAGUCAGGGCAUUGAAGGUUGUUUCAGAUUUGUACACUCUUUUGUUUUUUGUUGUUGGGUUUUGAUUGGGCAGUUGAGUGUUUAGGAUUUGAAGAGGGAGAGAUGCUCUGUUGUAUUGCAAACUGCAACACGGACACCAUUCUUUAAUACUGUUGUCUUUUUUUUUU
Molecule: messenger RNA, 2805 nt
Organism: Tarenaya hassleriana
Lineage: Eukaryota; Viridiplantae; Streptophyta; Magnoliopsida; Brassicales; Cleomaceae
Product: probable xyloglucan glycosyltransferase 6
Exons: 5
Coding region: 262-2328 (688 amino acids)
Cellular component (GO): Golgi apparatus
Molecular function (GO): glycosyltransferase activity
Source: RefSeq, a predicted model, not a curated record